Messenger RNA from Nannizzia gypsea CBS 118893, 750 nucleotides. RefSeq lists its product as hypothetical. Gene Ontology annotation, biological process: protein transport to vacuole involved in ubiquitin-dependent protein catabolic process via the multivesicular body sorting pathway. Bases 1 to 750 code for a protein of 249 amino acids. Gene Ontology annotation, cellular component: ESCRT I complex. The record is from RefSeq and is a predicted model, not a curated record. The transcript is spliced from 5 exons. NCBI's taxonomy places the organism in Eukaryota, Fungi, Ascomycota, Eurotiomycetes, Onygenales, Arthrodermataceae. Gene Ontology annotation, molecular function: protein-containing complex binding.
AUGCAUGGUCGCUGUGACGCUUCAUCAAACGACAAACAAGCAAAACCAACAGGCAGACAUCGUCAAGAGAAAGAGGAAAUGUAUUCCCAGAGGCCACUAUCGUAUGCGCCAACGCCAUACAGCUAUACCCCAAACACAGCGCUAUCAGCCACCAUCAGCUUGGAUGAGCAGCAGGAAGUCAAACCGUUUUCCUCGCCCGCAGAGAGAGAUUUGUACGAGUCACUAGCAGAAACAUAUAGCAUUAUUAUAACGCUAGACGGGUUGGAGAAAGCAUACAUUAAGGAUGCGGUCACUGAAUCAGAGUAUACGGAGACGUGCGCCAGGCUGCUAAAACAGUAUAGAUCCAUCCUCAGCGAUGAUACUGUGGCUGCCGAAUUCGUCGACUUGGACACGUUCAAACGUGCCUGGGAGAUGGAGUGUCCUCGCGCCACUGAGAGACUCCGCAUUGGCCUUCCUGCAACCGUCGAACAACCCUCUCAUGCAAUCUCUCAAAAUACAACGGCAGGGCCAUUAGCCUCAGGGAGUCUUAUACUUACUGCCACUGAGAAUUUCAUAACUUUUCUCGAUGCACUGAAGCUCAACGUGGAGAUCCCAUCCGAACAGGAUUUUGAAAAUAGGGGAAAGAUAAUCCAAUGGCUUAUCACGCUGAAUCAAAUGAGAGCAACGGAAGAGCUCAGCGAAGAGCAAGCUAGGGAGUUGGCAUUCGAAAUAGAGCAGGCGUACCAGGGAUUCAAAGCAACGCUAAACUGA